Messenger RNA from Oldenlandia corymbosa var. corymbosa, 1393 nucleotides. The record is from the annotation of a GenBank genome assembly. Lineage: Eukaryota; Viridiplantae; Streptophyta; Magnoliopsida; Gentianales; Rubiaceae.
CUCUAUUGUUAGACGUUUUCAUAUAUGUUCAUCCCUUUUCGCUUAAAUAAAAUUAAAGGGAAAAAAAUAGCAAGAUACCACCUAUAAAAAUAGCUAGUAGUGUAUAAGCAAGAGCAAAACACUCCGAUUCAUCAUAUCGUCUCUUAAAUAAGAGUUGCGAUCUCUCCUUUGGUCCACACAAUAUGGAGAACAAAUUUGAAGAUGAUCAAUUUCACGAGUUCUACCAAAAGCUACCUAAAAAACGUCAGCUGUUUGCUCAAUACAGAGGCUCUUGGUUCAUGGAACCGGUUCUGCGUGGUGUAGUGGCAUUCCAACAACACUUUGAAGCCCAAGAUUCCGACAUCAUCUUAGCCACCAUGCCUAAAGCCGGUACCACGUGGCUUAAAGCCCUAACCUUCGCCAUUGUUAACCGGCACAAAUUCCCGAUUUCGGAAAGCCCUUUGCUCUUCCAAAACCCUCAUCUACUUGUUCCUUUCCUUGAACUCCAUCUUUACAAGGAAGGCCAAAUCCCCGAUCCGAACUCCCUCAACGUUGCUGGCGGCGAACGGCGAGUUUUGGGGACACAUUUACCUUACCAGUGCCUGUCAGAAACCGUCCUGGAUACUUCUGGUUGUCGAAUCGUCUAUCUCUGUCGAAACAUUUUGGAUGUGUUUACCUCUUAUGUCCAUUUCUUGGUUAAAAAUGGGGUUUACCCGGAUUUGUCGCAAAAGAGUUGGGAGAACCUUCUCGAUGCAUUUUGUGAGGGCACAAAUCAAUAUGGUCCUUUCUGGGAUCACAUCAAGGGAUACAAAGAGGCAAGCUUGAAAAACCCUAACAAAGUGUUGUUCUUGCAUUACGAGGAGCUUAAAAAGGAUACCAAAUCUUGUGUCAAGAAAAUGGCCGAGUUCUUGGGAUGCCCAUUUUCUACGCAAGAAGAAGAAGAUGAAUCGGUUGAAGGAAUCAUAAAGCUUUGUAGCCUCGAAAACCUCAAGAACUUGGAAUGUAAUAAACAUGGGGACACAGGAUCCGUGUACAGCUUUAAGUGCAGUUCACAUUUCAGGAAAGGAGAGAUUGGAGAUUGGGCGAAUUUUCUCACUCCUUCCGUGGCUGAACGCCUUGAAAGCUUGAUGAAAGAAAAGUUUGAAGAAUCAGGUUUGGAUCUAAAUAUUCAUUAGCGAAAUGAAAUCUUUUGUUGAAGGAUCAGCUUUGAAACCAAGACACUGUUUCUCUAUAUAGAUAUAUCAUGAAUAAGUGAUGCCUCCCUCAAUUAGUAAACCUAAGUUUACUGUUUACCAUUAUGUACUGUCUGGGAGUUUGUUUCAUUUGCUAUUUUCAUUAAUUGAAUUGUCAUUAAUGUUGCAAUAAGACCAAAUUCGAGGCUUUCGGCUAUGCAUAAUUUUUUUUUUCUUUCUAA